AUGGCCCGCGACGCAUCAGCAAGGCGCAACGGCUAUACAAGCCUCAGCUACACCAUGGCACUCGAGGAAGGACUCCGCAACAAAUAUAGACCAGGCGAGUUGUUUAUGCAGGAUAACGCACCAAUACACACUGCCCAUUGCUCGAGGGAGUGGCUAGAGCUUCACGGAGUUCAUACAAUCGAUUGGCCACCAUACUCACCCGAUCUCAACCCGAUAGAACACCUUUGGUGGGCUCUCAAAAAGCAACUCCAUAAGCUUAAGCCUCACCUUGAUAAUAUAGGAGACUCAGAUAGUGAGUGGGUUGAGUUUGAAUUGGGCUUGAAGGAGGCGUGGGCUGCCAUACCCGAGAAACUGGUGCGCGACCUCAUUACGUCUAUGCCGCGCCGCAUCAAUGCAGUUCUUCAAGCAAAGGGGUACCAGACACGAUAUUAA
Molecule: messenger RNA, 432 nt
Organism: Alternaria arborescens
Lineage: Eukaryota; Fungi; Ascomycota; Dothideomycetes; Pleosporales; Pleosporaceae
Exons: 1
Coding region: 1-432 (143 amino acids)
Molecular function (GO): nucleic acid binding
Source: RefSeq, a predicted model, not a curated record